CUGGAACCAAUCAGAUGCAAGAAAGUCCUGCGAUCUGACAGCCCCAAAGGCGGGAUCUAGAGUCUUUUUUUUCUCACCCCUCCUCCUUUCUCUGCCUCCAAACGGAGAGAGGUCUUUUUCUCCCUCUUCUAUUGAAUCUCAGAGUUGGCCGUGACGCGCGGCCCAGGGGAAGACCACAUAGAUCUCAGCAGAAUGCUGCGACCAUCGAGCUUUCAUACGCGACCACUUGUGUGUGGGAAUCCCUUUGCGCGCCUCGCUUUUUGAGAGAAACUUUCUGUUUUUUUUGUUCUUUUUCUUUUCUUUUCUUUUUUCCCCCCCUUUUCAUUUUUUUUUCUUUUUUAAGAGACAAGGUGAAAGCGGUGAGAGCGGCGGAGACCUCCGGAUCACGAAAUGUUGGGAUGGAAGGCGCAGACUUUGACUCGCCGUCUCCAACAGGAGUAUGAAGUCCCACUUCACGGGUGUGAGGUCUCCACGAGUGAAACUCUGUCGCCUCGGGAUAUCGCUACACGCUUUCGGGGAAAUACUAUAAAGUGGGAAACGGUAACCAACUCGCAGUCCCCGCAACAUGGCCUCGGCUGCUAAUGCGCCCUUCGAGCAGGAAAACAGAGACCCCGAUCGGCCGAGGAUAACGUGGAGGAACAGGGGGGACUAUACCCGCGGCACACCGCUGGAUUUGGAGUAUUUGCAGCGGCCGAGUUACUGCGAUGCGGGCUUCGCUCUGGAGCAAAUAUCAGAGGGGAAGGCGACUGGGAGGAAAGCACCUUUGUGGCUGAGAGCGAAGUUCCAGAGAUUUUUAUUCAGGCUCGGCUGUUACAUACAAAAGAACUGUGGAAAGUUUUUGGUUGUGGGCCUUAUGAUUUUUGGAGCUUUUGCUGUGGGUUUAAGGGCAGCUAAUCUGGAAACGGACGUGGAGAAACUCUGGGUGGAAGUUGGUGGGCGUGUUAACCAGGAACUGAAGUACACACGACAGAAGAUGGGUGAGGAGGCCAUGUUUAACCCUCAGCUGAUGAUCCAGACACCACGGGAGGAGGGAGCCAACAUACUAACGGUGGAGGCCCUUCUACAGCACCUGGAGUCUGCUCUCCGAGCCAGCAGAGUUCAUGUUUACCUUUAUAACAGACAAUGGACAUUGGAACACUUAUGCUUCAAAUCAGGGGAACUAGUCACAGAAACACAUUUUAUGAAUCAGAUUAUAGAAAAGCUUCAUCCCUGCCUCAUCAUCACCCCUUUGGACUGUUUCUGGGAAGGAGCUAAACUCCACUCUGGAAUGGUCUAUCUCCCAGGUGAAAACCUUAUGCAAUGGACCAAUUUUGACCCCAAGGAGUUUCUUGAAAAGUUACGAAGAGCACACUUUCCUGUGGAUAGCUUUGAGGACAUGUUGGAAAAGGCGGACGUCGGGCAUGGCUACAUGGAUAGGCCCUGUCUGAACCCCGCUGACCCCGACUGCCCCGAUACUGCACCCAAUAAGAACUCAACUAAGCCAUUCAACGUGGCACGGGCUUUGAGUGGUGGCUGCCACGGUCUGUCCAGGAAGUACAUGCACUGGCAAGAGGAACUCAUUGUAGGAGGCACCACAAAGAAUGGCAGCGGACCCCUACUCAGUGCUCAGGCUUUACAGACCAUGUUCCAGUUGAUGACCCCCAAGCAGAUGUUUGAGCACUUUCGGGACUGGGAUGAGGUUUCCCACAUCAACUGGAAUGAAGAAAAGGCCGCAGCUAUCCUGGAAGCCUGGCAGAGGAAAUACUCUGAGGCAGUUCUGCAUAGUGUGGCAACAAAUUCUUCCCAAAAGGUCUUGUCCUUUACCACCACCACUCUGGAGGAUAUUCUCAAGUCUUUUUCUGAUAUCAGUGUUAUCCGGGUGGCCAGUGGAUACCUGCUGAUGCUGGCCUAUGCGUGUUUGACCAUGCUGCGGUGGGACUGUGCUAAGUCCCAGGGUGCCGUGGGGCUGGCUGGAGUCCUUCUGGUGACGCUGUCUGUGGCGGCUGGGCUGGGCCUCUGUUCUCUCCUGGGAAUCUCCUUCAAUGCUGCCACCACGCAGGUUCUUCCCUUCCUGGCUCUCGGAGUUGGAGUGGAUGAUGUCUUCCUCCUCGCUCAUGCCUUCAGUGAGACCGGACAGAACAAGAGGAUACCCUUUGAGGACCGCACUGGGGAGUGUCUGAAGAGGACUGGGGCCAGCGUGGCUCUCACCUCCAUCAGCAACGUCACGGCCUUCUUCAUGGCAGCCCUCAUCCCCAUCCCAGCACUUCGAGCUUUUUCUUUGCAGGCCGCGGUUGUAGUGGUGUUUAACUUCGCCAUGGUGCUGCUCAUCUUUCCCGCCAUCCUCAGCAUGGAUCUCUACAGACGAGAAGAAAGGCGCUUUGACAUCUUCUGCUGCUUCUACAGCCCAUGUGCCAAUCGAGUGAUUCAAAUCGAGCCUCAGGCGUACUUGGACGGAGCAGACGCGGGACACUACAGCCCUCCGCCUUCGUAUCGCACGUCUCCUCCUUCCUAUCACACGCCUCCACCAAGCUACAGCAGCCACAGCUUCGCCCAGCAAACCCAGAUCACCAUGCAGUCCACGGUGCAGCUCAGGACGGAGUACGACCCCCGCACGCAGGCCUUCUACACCACGGCCGAGCCCCGGUCACAGAUCUCGGUGCAGCCGAUCAACCCGGUUCAGACGAGGGGCAACCACAGCGGCGACUACUACAACAACAACAACAACAACGUCAGCAGAAGCAGCAUGAACAGCCGAGGCAGCAACCUCGGUGGGAGCAGAGGUAAUGGGGGCUCCUCAGGCUCUGCCGCCUUCGCUCAUCACUGCCCGGCGCCCACAUCCGGCGCCUGCACCGUUCCUCAGGGUGACUCAGCCUCUACGACCAGCCAGAGCCCAGAGAACAACAGCUCCACGCGGGACCUGCUGUCUCAGAGCGGAGAGGCCUCAAUGGGUCUGCGCUGCCUCGAGCCCUCCUGCUCCCGCUGGACCUUGGCCUCUUUUGCUGAGAAGCACUAUGCGCCGUUCCUUCUGCGACCCACCACCAAGGUGGUCGUGAUUAUGCUAUUCCUGGGCCUGCUGGGAAUCAGUCUAUACGGGACCACCCAGGUGCGUGACGGCCUGGAACUGACGGACAUCGUGCCCAGGGAGACCAGCGAGUACGACUUCAUCGGCGCUCAGUUCAAGUUCUUCUCGUUCUACAACAUGUACGUGGUGACGCAGCGGGCCGACUACGCCCAGAUCCAACCGCUCUUGCACCAGCUCCACCAGAGGUUCCACACCGUUCGCUACGUGUUGAAGGAGGACAACGGCCAGCUUCCCCGCAUGUGGCUCCACUACUUCAGGGACUGGCUGCAAGGACUCCAGCAGGCAUUUGACAAAGACUGGGAGGCCGGCCACAUCACCGUCAACAGCUACAAGAACGGCUCUGAUGACGGCGUCCUGGCUUACAAACUGUUGGUGCAGACGGGACGCAGGGACAAACCCAUCAACUUCAGCCAGCUGACUCGACAGAGACUCGUGGAUGCAGAUGGGAUCAUCAAUCCUGGGGCUUUUUACAUCUACCUAACCGCCUGGGUCAGCAACGAUCCCGUCGCUUAUGCCGCCUCACAAGCCAACAUCCGUCCGCACCCUCCUGAGUGGCUCAACGACCGGACUGACUCCAUGCCCGAGACACGUCUCAGCAUUCCCGCUGCCGAGCCCAUCGAAUACGCACAGUUCCCCUUCUACCUCAACGGGCUCCGAGAGACCCCGCAGUUUGUGGAGGCCAUCGAGAGCGUGCGAGCAAUCUGCAACAACUACAGCCGACAAGACCUGCCCUCCUACCCCAAUGGCUACCCUUUCCUCUUCUGGGAGCAGUACGUCAGUCUGCGGCACUGGCUUCUCCUUUCCAUCAGUGUUGUGCUUGCCUGCACCUUUCUAGUCUGUGCCCUGUUUCUGCUCAACCCAUGGACCGCUGGCAUCAUAGUGCUUGUGCUCUCUCUCAUGACUGUGGAGCUUUUUGGCUUCAUGGGACUGAUGGCAAUCAAGCUGAGCGCCGUCCCUGUGGUCAUUCUCAUCGCUUCGGUGGGCAUUGGAGUGGAGUUUACAGUCCAUGUAGCUCUGGCAUUCCUUACAGCUAUUGGGGAUCGUCACAAACGGGCAGUGCUGGCACUAGAGCACAUGUUUGCUCCAGUUCUAGAUGGCGCCUUCUCCACUUUACUGGGUGUCUUAAUGCUCGCAGGCUCCGAGUUUGACUUUAUCGUCAGGUAUUUCUUUGCAGUGUUAGCCAUCCUGACAGUUCUUGGAGUGCUGAAUGGAUUGGUCCUUCUCCCAGUAUUAUUGUCAUACUUUGGACCUUAUCCAGAGGUUUCACCCACUGAUGGCCGAAGUCGGCUACCCACCCCCUGCCCAGAGGCCCCUCCUCGAGUGGUCCAUUUCUCGGUCCGUCCACGCCAAACCUCUGGACCCGUCACGAACUCUGGUGCAGCCACAGACUCGUCAGACUCGGAGUACAGCUCUAAUGCCACAGUGUCUGGAAUAAGCCAAGAGGUGCAGAACUACAACCUUUACCCUCACAGAGGACAAACUCAACCAGAGGAGCAGCACCACCACUUCCGGACCAGCAGGGGCAGAGUGGCCCAGCCAGAGGAGGAAAGAAGAGCGGGGUCAGGGCAACGGCAUUCACCGAGACAGCAGCCUGACCCCCCAGCCUAUACUGUGUCUUCGUUUGUUCCCUCUCAGGGUUGUGAUUCUGGUAUCCAGCAUGGCAAUACUCAGCGAAACUGCAGCAGGGACCCCAGGGGCCAGCAGCACUGGCAGGCCUCGCCCCCGGCCCAACCGCGCAUGGACGCUUUUGAAACUGCAACCGAGGCUGGGGGCCAUCACAGCUCUCGCAGCUACAGAGAACACUCAGCAGGCCACAGCGGCCACUCUUCCCACAACUCGCAGCCUCAUCAUCACCAACAGCAUCAUCACCACCUCCCGCACCAACACACCAACAACGCUCCUUUUUGUCAGCCCAUCACCACAGUAACGGCAUCGGCCUCGGUCACUGUAGCCGUUCACCCUGUGCCAUUCUCCGCCCAAGGUCCAGCUUCCUCCUUCCCAGAAUACACGGGAACAGACAGUUACUGCCCAUCGGGGCCAGAGGAGUCAGAAUCGGCUUUCCAAGACCCCCACGUGCCUUUGUACACCCACACAGGGGGUAGGGAGGCUAAGGUGGAAUCUGUGGAGCUUCAGGAUUUGGAAUUAGAGGCAGCUGACAGGAACCAUGGCCAACAGGCUAGCUGAGAUCUGGGGAAGAGAAGCACUAUGGCCAAAGAUGGACUCCCCUGUCUUGCUAAGCAGUUGACCAGCUUGGCACAACCCCACCUCUGACCCCAUGUAGCGUAAAAGCUUGCCAGUGUUGCCAUAAUGGUGCUCAAUGUUACUGUAACACAGUGGACUCUUGUUUUAGAUAUUUCUAUCUAUAUUUAAAAGAUGUAUACAUAUGUAAAUAUAAACAAAUAGGUAUAAUUUUUUGAGGAGCUGUACAACUCCUACUUGUUAAUAGACUGGGGCUGUAUAUGUUGUAGGUGUGUAUGCGUGCAUGAAUGCAGUGUGUAUUUUGAUUACUGUUCACUUCUCUGUGGAUCUGUGCCAAUAGGAAGCUCAAUGUAGGACAAACAUGCCUGUCAGCAUUCACAGUUGCUGCUCAGAACUUUAUUUUUUUUAUACUAAUGUACAUUUUUAACACUAUGCAAAUCUCUCUUCAAACAGAACCAGUGAUCUGUCAAGGUAUAUGAAUGUGUGUAUGUGCAUGCAUGCGUGCGUGUGUGCGUGCGUGCGUGUGUGUGCGUGUGUGUGUGUGUGUGUGUGUGUGUGUGUGUCAGGUCGUGUAAUGUGAAACAGCUCCUUUCGCCAGAUGCAUCCUCAGUUCAGACUAACAUUUACACUCAUUUAAAACAUGAGGGAAACUGUUAGAAUCAUCCAACAAAGCUAUGGUAUAUCUGUUUGUGUGUGUUUUUAUUAUUGUAUAAAGGUACGCUUGUAAAACUAUUAAUUUUUUAUCACAAACCUGUGGUAGAUAUGAAAGAAUUACUGUUUUAACUCGACACGCUAUGCGUGCUAUUUAAAAUGAGUUGGUAUGAAGACAUUUUAAGAUUUUUUUUUUUUUUUUUGCCUUAUUUUUAUUUUAGUUACGGCCUUGAAACCUGUUUCUGCACUCAGCUUUGUAUCACUGUCUGUUAGGCUGGUUGUAUUUUACUGUAAGAGGUUUUGUGAUGUUAAACAACUCUAGCAGGCUCAAACAGGUUCUGAGCAGCCUCAGAACCCACCUCAGAAAUUAACUCUUACCUUUUUUACAGGGACCUUCACGUUACUGAUUCUGGAACAGGGCCAAAAAAACAAGGUGCUACCUCUGCACCUUAUAAAGUGGCUUUGUCUUGUGGAUAAGCUAAAGCUCAAACUAUAAUACUGUAUGACCCGACUCAAAAUGGCACUUGACUGCUUUUCAUUCACAGGAAUAUAUCUCGCUUGAAGUAGCUCUUUCUGUCCAUCCAAUAAGCUAGACCAUGCAGCCUUCGAAGGGCUAAGACCAAUAAGGCCUCAUAUUUUGCUGUGUGUGUUUGUGUGUGUAGUGGUUUUCUUCACAACUCCUGUCCUCUGCCUGGAUCUGAGGCCCCCCUUUAUUUCAUGACAAUAAAGACAACUGGUCAUAGUUUGGCCACAGCUGUCCCCACUGACCUCAGCUCUUAAAAAUCCACAACAUAAGGCCAUGACACUAAUUGGACGUCUCCACUCAGCUGCUAAAUUGCACAAGCCUGAGCCUUAUGGGGGUGGAAGGUGGAAGAGGAAGAGUCGGGUCAGUUUUUUUUUUUUUUGUACCCCACCUUCACCAGAUAUGGCCGGUUUAUGCCUGCUGGUGUCAGUGCCAGCAGCCGUACCUGUACACUUCUUGGGCCCCUUUGGUCUCCUUCCACAACAACCUUUUCUUACACUCCGACUCAUUCUCGAACAUUCAUAGUUUUUUUUUUUCUCCUGUUCACUGAGCUGUUGUGGUUCUCAAAACCCUACACACCCCUGUUAAAAUAUCUGGUUUGUUGAUGUAAAAAUAUUGGUCAUAAUAAAUGUUUCAAAACCUUUUCCUCAUUCAAUGUGACAUUUCAGCUAAUAAAGAAUUUAAUCUGUAUGUAGGGAAACGGCACUCCAAUAACCUGGUUGUAUAAACCAAUACUUCAUUUUUAGUACUUAGUCUUCAUUGGCAGGAGUCUGUAACCGUCCCCACAUCUCAACCUGGCAAUUGUGGUACAUUCUGCUUGACAAAAGUUCCCCAAAUUUAUCACAAUAAGCAGAAAAUUUCUCCCCCUUCAGAUGAUCCCACAGAUUUUCUGUCAGAUUUAGUUCUGAACUAUAAUGAGGCAAUUCCAGUGCUUUAAUUUUUCUCUUAUAUAAUAAAAUAAAAUCAUUCUGUCACUGAUUCAAAUAUGUGCGUGGACUCAAUAAAAGAAAAAAAAAGAAAAUUUCACUCUCAUCUUUUCAUUAGUUUUGGAGAAAUGAGCAGUUAUUGUAAAUUCCCAGCUGUGCCAUAUUUUCUCCAGCUUUUUUGCUGCAGUGUGCUCUGGUGCAUAUUUAAUGCUGUGGGAAUUGUUUAUAGCCUUCCCCUGAGUGAUACCUUUUAAUGUUGAGAACAUUUGAAUUAUCUAACCUCCCCUGUGCAAACUGUGGCUUUCGCUAAAGUUGGCAAAUGAACAGGCAAUCCUUCAAGGACCUCUAAAAUGUAACUUUGUGUAAAUAGAUUCGCUGUAAUUUAAGGGAAGUGAGAUGUGAAAACAAACUGAAUUAAAACCGGCUUUAAGAAAGUAUUAGUUUAAGAAUGUUCACAUUUUUACAAACAAGUCAGUGCAGCUUUGUAUUUUUCAUAUUUUUUUAUUUAAAUAAAAUUUUUGUUCCCUUGCAAAUAUAUUAUGCAAUUUUAAAUAAGGAAACCAUUUUGAAAGAAUUUAUUAGAGUCUCACUUUUUUACAUC
This is a messenger RNA of Poecilia latipinna (sailfin molly), 7961 nucleotides long. RefSeq names its product patched 1 (gene ptch1). Gene Ontology annotation, cellular component: plasma membrane. Gene Ontology annotation, molecular function: smoothened binding; hedgehog receptor activity; hedgehog family protein binding. The record is from RefSeq and is a predicted model, not a curated record. The transcript has 24 exons. Gene Ontology annotation, biological process: negative regulation of smoothened signaling pathway. Bases 566 to 5245 code for a protein of 1559 amino acids. NCBI's taxonomy places the organism in Eukaryota, Metazoa, Chordata, Actinopteri, Cyprinodontiformes, Poeciliidae.